Messenger RNA from Theobroma cacao (cacao), 842 nucleotides. Its product is annotated as membrane protein PM19L. NCBI's taxonomy places the organism in Eukaryota, Viridiplantae, Streptophyta, Magnoliopsida, Malvales, Malvaceae. The record is from RefSeq and is a predicted model, not a curated record.
AUCACAUGUGCCUGUGACAAAGCUUUCCUGCAAUUUAGAAACCUUUUCAGAGUCCUGAAAAACUCCUAAACCUCGUUCUUCUUUCUACAGCUUUUCAUCUUAACAUCAUCAGAUAGUACAAGGCAAUGGCCAACCUUCAAAUGAAACCCGUUGCUACACUUCUUUUGCUCCUUAAUUUCUGCAUGUACGUCAUUGUUUUGGGCAUUGGUGGAUGGGCCAUGAAUAGAGCAAUUGAUCAUGGUUUUAUCAUCGGGCCCGACUUCAACCUCCCAGCGCAUUUCUCACCCAUAUACUUCCCCAUGGGCAACGCUGCCACCGGAUUCUUCGUGACAUUUGCUUUGCUAGCAGGAGUUGUUGGUGUAGCAUCAGCGAUUGCAGGUUUAAACCAUGUUCGUUCCUGGAAUGCCAAUAGCUUGCCAUCAGCAGCCUCAGUUGCUGGCGUUGCUUGGACCCUUACUUUACUUGCCAUGGGAUUUGCCUGCAAAGAAAUUGAGCUUGAAAUCAGGAAUGCUCGUCUGAGAACAAUGGAGGCAUUCUUGAUCAUACUUACAGCUACACAGCUCUUUUACAUAGCAGCGAUUCACGGUAGCGUAUAAAUGAUAACACAGUCGAAGGGUUAACGCGUGGUGUGUCCUUUUAUAUAUAUAUAUAUAUAUAUAUUUUUUUUUUACCACUAAGAAUUUUUCUCUUUGUAUUCCUUCGAGUCUUGAGAUGUACAAACAGGCCGCAAAGGCUGUUUCUGGUUGUGGUGUGAUGGGCGUGAAUACGAUUGGGCUUUUAUAAACCUGUAAUAGAACAGUUCAGUUCGAAAUUUCUGCCGCAAUUGACCAGGUUUCUUUCAA